UCCACGCAGCCGGCAUUUGGGAUGACGGUGACCACAGCCGGGGCUCAGGGAGGAGGACGCAGGCUGCCCCACGCGAGCCCCGAGCUCCGCUCCCCAGGGCGAGCUCCUCCAUCCGCUGCCCUCGUCCUGCUUCGCAGGGUGCGAGCAGCGCCCGGCAGCCGCCGUGCCGUUCGCCAGGGCUCGGCUUCCCCGGCCGCGGUGCGCAGGGCGGCGUGGGAGGGAUAACUCAUCCCAGCCAGGAGGCAGAGGUGCCGGGCGGAGGGAGCUCACCGCCUUCCUCCCGCCAAGAGCCCUGCUCGACCGCGGGACCAUGGCUCCGGGGCUCCGCCGCAGCCUCCCUCUGCUGCUGCCGUUGCUGCUGCUGUGCCCGGCGGCACGGCUGGCCACGCCGGCGGCCCAGGGCUGCCCAGGCAGGCAGCAGCUCCUGGCAGCUGUGCGGCAGAUGCAGCAGCUGCUGAAGGGCCAGGAGACGCGCUUCGCCGAGGGCCUGCGCCUGAUGAAGAGCCGCCUCAGCACGCUGCAUGCAGCCCUGGCCAAGGCGGCCCCGGAGCCCACGCCUGUGUCCUGCCCAGCCCCACAGGCCCCUGCUGGCGGGCGAAUGUUCGGCACCAAGUACCUGGUGGAGCACGAGGUGCACUUUGCCUGUGAGCCUGGCUUCGAGCUGCAGGGUUCCAGCACACGGAUAUGCCAGGCUGAUGGCAGCUGGAGCGGACAGGAGCCGCGCUGCACAGAGCUCAGCACGUGCUCCAGCAGCCCCUGCCAGAACGGCGGCACCUGCGUGGAGGGACCAGGCCAGCACCGCUGCCUCUGCCCACCGCCGUGGAGCGGGGCCGCCUGCCAGCACCGCACGCAGACAGAGCCCCCAGCAUGGAGUGCGACAGCCGAUCCUGCCUUCAGCCGCAAGCCCCGCUGUGCCCAGGUGGAGCACACCCAGCAGUGCCGCUGCGAGCCCGGCUUUCACAUGAGCGGCACGGCCGCCGCCAGCCUCUGCCGGGAUGUGGACGAGUGUGAGCUGUACCAGGCAGAAGGGGCCCCACGGCUGUGUGCCCACGCCUGCGUCAACCUGCCCGGCUCCUACCGCUGCGCCUGUCCCAGUGGGUACAGCCUGCUGGGCGAUGGCAAGAGCUGUGAAGACAUCGAUGAGUGCGCUCUGUCGCGGGACAACUGCACGCGGGGCACAACGUGCAUCAACACAGGCGGGGGCUUCCAGUGCGUCAGCCCCGAGUGUCCCCAGCCCGGCGGCAACAUCACCUACGUGAAAACAUCACCCUUCCAGUGCGAGCGCAACCCCUGCCCGAUGGAUAGCAGAUCGUGCCACCAGGCGCCCAAAACCAUCUCCUUCCACUAUCUGCCCCUGCCCUCCAACCUGCUGACCCCAACCCCGCUCUUCCGCAUGGCCACGGCGGCGGCACCCGGCCGGCCGGGACCCGACAGUCUCCGCUUUGGCAUUGUGGGAGGCAACAACAGGGGCCACUUUGUGAUGCAGCGCUCGGACCGGCAGACCGGGGAGCUCAUCCUGGUGCAGAGCCUGAAGGGCCCCCAGACCAUCCAGGUGGAUGUGGACAUGUCUGAGUACCUGGACCGCACCUUUCAGGCCAAGCAUCUCUCCAAAAUCACGCUCUUCGUCUCUGCCUAUGAGUUCUAGGGCAGACCAGGGGGCGGCUGCAGGGUUUGGAUGCUCUCAUGUGAGUGGCGGCUAUGGUCCCUUUUCAGAUGAAAGCACUACAGGUGCCACAAGCACUGGAGCCCUGAAGCCAGCUGUCCCCCCUCUGCACUGAGGUGAUUUUGUCUGAGUCUCCAGGUGCUUUUUACACCCACCUCCAUGGAAAAAGCAGCAAGCGACGUGCGACAAACUGCAUGCAGGUUAUCUGCUUGCUGAGUGCGGGAGCAGGGCGUUAUUUUUGCUCACAGCUCCAGGAGGACAUCCUAUAACUUCUGCACCUACAUAACGCAAUCAAGCAGGUAGAAACCAAGGUGCUUACUUCCUUUUUGAUUCCUUUUUUGUAGGAAAGAAGCUAAGCCGGUGCUGUCAGCCCUCUUCUGCACUGGGCUGGGCUUGCUUCCCUCUGAACACCAAGACCCCCAGUUGGGAUUUGCUGAGCGGAGCUCAAGCUCUUGGUGCUGCUUGGGGUGGUGGCAGCUGUGCCCUCAAGCCCCGAGGCUGUGUGGCACAACACGCUGCACUGCUCGGAGCAUAUGGAGAAGUUCUCCCCAGCCUCAGCUCCCAGGCCACACCUGAAGCACAAAGUUUGAGGUGGGACUGUCCAAAAGUGAGGUUGUUGCUCGGUUUGGGGUCAGCCAUCCCGAUGUCCCCAGAGAUGCAGGAAGGACUCGGUGCUGUCCUACGUGAUGAGCUGGAGAUGAGGGAUGGUUGGAAGGCUGUCCCAUGCCUUAAUCCUCUUGGAUGGGGUCAUGCACCUGCAUCCACCCAUGACCUGGCAUGGACGUGCCAUGGGGAUCACUUCAGCUGAGCACGGUGCCUGUCUUGCAAGAGCUCAGGGUGUGAAUAUCUCAUUUUUUAACACCCCUUGUCCUCUUGCACGAAUAGUUGUGGGGUCAGCUCCUGCCAUGCUACUGCAACACGUGCCCAGGGCUGGCACUACUGUGGUGCUCACCUCUGCUCCCCAGUGCAGCGCUUGUGCAUGUAAACCACAAAAACAUUAUGCAUGUGUCUUUCUCAUUUAGUACAAUUAAAGGAUGAUAUAGCCUCUGA
This is a messenger RNA of Tympanuchus pallidicinctus (lesser prairie-chicken), 2713 nucleotides long. It is a transcript of the gene FBLN7, whose product is annotated as fibulin 7. The transcript has 8 exons. The record is from RefSeq and is a predicted model, not a curated record. Lineage: Eukaryota; Metazoa; Chordata; Aves; Galliformes; Phasianidae. Gene Ontology annotation, molecular function: calcium ion binding. Bases 311 to 1645 code for a protein of 444 amino acids.